Pleurotus ostreatus (oyster mushroom) is the source of this 645-nucleotide messenger RNA. RefSeq names its product Vacuolar protein sorting-associated protein 29 (gene VPS29). The transcript has 4 exons. Gene Ontology annotation, cellular component: endosome; retromer complex. Bases 1 to 645 code for a protein of 214 amino acids. The record is from RefSeq and is a predicted model, not a curated record. Gene Ontology annotation, biological process: intracellular protein transport; retrograde transport, endosome to Golgi. NCBI's taxonomy places the organism in Eukaryota, Fungi, Basidiomycota, Agaricomycetes, Agaricales, Pleurotaceae.
AUGGUCCUCGUUCUGGUCAUUGGCGACCUGCACAUUCCUCACCGAACCCAUGACUUGCCAGUGAAAUUUAGGAAGCUUCUGGUUCCAGGCAAGAUCCAGCAGAUUCUAUGCACGGGGAACGUCUGCGACAAGGAGACUUUCGAAUACCUUAAGACCGUGGCUGCGGAUGUGCAUGUCGUGAAGGGCGACUACGACGAGACACCGACUUUUCCACUAUCUGUGACAGUGGUGCACCCGCCCAUCAAGAUUGGUGUCAUUCAUGGGCACCAGUGUAUUCCUACGGGCGACUUGGACUCACUGAGCGCCAUUGCACGGCAGAUGGACGUCGAUGUACUGAUAUCCGGCCACACUCAUACUUUCCAAGCCAUUGAAUACGACGGAAAAUUCUUCGUCAAUCCAGGCUCAGCAACUGGUGCAUGGACAGGCCUUCACACUGCGGAUCCCAUACCCUCCUUCGCUCUCAUGGAUAUCCAAGGGCCUGUGGUUGUAACCUACGUGUAUCAGUUGAUUGAAGGCGAAGUCCGCGUGGAGAAAGUCGAGUACCGCAAAGAAGAUGACGUCCCGAAGGAACCGCCAAAGAGUGCUGUUCCUCCACAGAGUAUACCAACCAGUCCUUCCAUUAGCAGUGGUGGCGGUGGUUGGUAA